AUGCCUCCUGAGCAAGCAUCAGACUAUCAAGAAUUAAAAACAGCAGUUUUGAAAAGAUACCAAUUAACAGAAGACGGUUUCAGAACGAAAUUUAGAGAGAGUAAGCCGGAACAAGGGGAGACUGUAAACCAAUUUAUGGCUCGAUUAGAUAGGUACUUCAGUAGAUGGACAGAAAUGGCCGAUGCUGCGGAUACAGUAGAUAAAUUUAAAGACCUUAUUAUUAGAGAGCAAUUUGUCAAAGUUUGUUCAACAGAGUUAGCUCUUUUUCUUAAGGAACGAAAGCCAAAGAAUCGUAGAGAUGUCAUCUCUUUGGCUAAACAAUACCUAGAGGCUCAUGGCGGUACGAUUACAAAUAGCAAAAGCUCAAAAGUUGCCAGUUUGUCAAAUAAAUCACCAAUACGCCUUAAUCAAGGUAAUCUAUCGAAACAAAUACAGCACUUUCACAGAGAAAACAGAAAAGUAACGUGCUUCAUAUGUAAUAGAGAGGGUCAUGUGGCCAGAGAUUGUCGAGAUCAGACUAAGAAGAGAUAUGGGGCUGCUGCAAUGUCAUAUGGAGAGCAAAAUAGAAAUUACUUUAAAACAAAUCGGGAUUCUUCACCAAGGAACUGGCGUAGUAGGCCUGGAGAAAAUAGACGUGAUGGUAGAUCAGAUGAUAAGAAAGUAUCGGGGUUAUCUAUGUCAAUUUCUCCAGCAAGUUCUUACGAUGGCUGUAUUGAAGAGCGGAAACUUAAAUUAGCAAAUGAAGGUGAACGUCAAUUGGAUCUGAAACUAGGAUAUGUUGGUAAUCAAGAGGUGAACGUUCUUAGAGACACUGGUUGCGAGUUAGCAGUAGUAAGAAAGACGUUAGUGGAAGAAGAGCAAAUGCUGAAUAAAAAUUGUGUCAUGAUAGCAAUAGAUGGUCGAGCCAGGUUGGUACCUAUGGCAAAAAUAGACAUUGAUACACCUUAUUAUAAGGGUAAAAUAGAAGCUAUGGUUUUAGAGUCAGCAAUUUGUGACUUAGUCUUGGGCAAUAUUCAGGGUGUACUUGAUAAGCCAAAUGAGAAGUGGGUUGGCCGAGAAGUAACAAACAUAGCUGCUGUUGUUACUAGAGCACAGGUAGAAAAAGAGAAGAAAGCAAUGAAACCUCUUAAAGUUCCGAAGGUCGAAGAUAACGAAAUAACGGUAGAUGUUUUGAAGAAAAAACAAUCAAAUGACAAUACGUUACAGCGUUUGUGGAAGUAUGCUAGGGAAAAUAAGAUCAUGAAAACAAAAAGUGCUCAUGAAUCUAUAGUGGGUGGGCAUUUGUCUGUACGCAAGAAUUUAGACAGGAUACAGUUUAGUUUUCACUGGCCAGGUAUUUCUAGUGAUAUAACUAGAUUUUGCUGUUCCUGUGAUAUUUGUCAGAAGACGGUGCCCAGGGGUAGACUUCAGAAAGCUCCUUUAGGUGAAAUGCCUAUUAUUGACACUCCGUUCCAGAGAAUUGCGGUUGAUUUGAUAGGGCCAAUAACGCCUGUAUCGGAAAAGGGAAAUAGGUACAUAUUAACUGUAGUUGAUUAUGCUACACGUUAUCCAGAAGCUGUUGCUUUACCAAGAAUCGAGACUGAAAAUAUAGCUGAAGCAUUGUUAGAUAUUUUUGCAAGAGUAGGUUUCCCAUCGGAAAUACUUAGUGAUAGGGGUAGUCAGUUCACGUCACAACUUAUGGAAGAAGUGUUUAGACUUGUAUCACUGAAACAGUUGUUUACUACCCCUUACAAUCCAAAAUGUAAUGGUUUUUGUGAUAGAAUGAAUGGUAUUUUAAAUAGCAUGUUGAGGAAAAUGUGCCAAGAAAGACCUAAGGAUUGGGAUAGAUAUUUGUCUGCGGUUCUUUUUGCAUACAGAGAAGUCCCUCAGUCAAGUACCGGGUUCUAA
Molecule: messenger RNA, 1887 nt
Organism: Ruditapes philippinarum (Manila clam)
Lineage: Eukaryota; Metazoa; Mollusca; Bivalvia; Venerida; Veneridae
Exons: 3
Coding region: 1-1887 (628 amino acids)
Biological process (GO): DNA integration
Molecular function (GO): zinc ion binding; nucleic acid binding
Source: RefSeq, a predicted model, not a curated record